Culex quinquefasciatus (southern house mosquito) is the source of this 2937-nucleotide messenger RNA. RefSeq names its product zinc finger protein 761. The coding region runs from base 123 to 2819 and encodes 898 amino acids. The transcript is spliced from 5 exons. NCBI's taxonomy places the organism in Eukaryota, Metazoa, Arthropoda, Insecta, Diptera, Culicidae. Gene Ontology annotation, molecular function: DNA-binding transcription factor activity; RNA polymerase II cis-regulatory region sequence-specific DNA binding. Gene Ontology annotation, biological process: regulation of transcription by RNA polymerase II. The record is from RefSeq and is a predicted model, not a curated record.
CUUUUCGUUCUUUCUUCGCGUGUGUGUGGGCCACUCAAAAACCCAAUGCUGACAACGUUCUGCAAUGAAAAUUUUGUAAAACCAUUAUUUACACCCGGAAAAAUCGAUUCAAAUUGCUGCCAAUGAACAUGAUGCUCGGCGAGGCUGCGGCCGUGGUCCUGGGAGACCUCCACGACCAGCAUCACCAGUUUGAGGAAACAGACCCGCUGUACUGCUACGUUUGCAACGUGGCCAUCUCGAGCGCUGCCGACGAAUCGAUUGGCCAACUCUGCCAACUGUUCCCGAUCAUAACGGACGAGGAAGAUGAAGCGCUCAGUCCUGCGCACAUCCUCUCGAAUCUGCUGCAGAUCGACAUCACGCCGGAGCUGUCCCACUCGCAGGCCAUCUGUCUGCAGUGCAAUCUGCUGUGCAACGAGUACCAACACCUGCUGGACCGUCUCGACUCGAUCAAGUUGCAGUUGACCGUUAGCUACAACAGUACUGUGGCGAAACUGACCGCCAGUUUGACGGCCAAAGAUCUGGUCGACGCGGAGGCGGAAGCGCUGGACGACGACGUUUCGCAGGGCUUGGAGCUUGCGGACCCAAAUGCGGACAUUAUCACCCUCGGAGAUUUGACCGCUGUCGUUCCGGCCUCAUCGGAGGUGACGGACAUGGAUUCCGAACCAACCAUCAUCCGCCAAAUGCCCAAGUUACACUUCAUACCACGGCCAACGGAGUGCAGCUCGCCAACCAGAAACAGCAACUCCAGGUCCAUCAUCAAGAUGGUCCCAAAGGACGUCGAAACCGCCACCACGGACGUCUUCAUCAAGUCCGAGAUCUGCGAAAUCCCGUCAACCAUUACGAUGGAGCAGUUCUUCGAGGGUAGCGACGGCAACAUGGUGGAGAUCAUCGCCGACGAGGGCGAUCCGGAUUACAUCUACGACAACGUGAUCGAAACCAUCGGCGGAGGAUCCGGCGGCGGGGAGGCCGACGAAGACCCGGGUGGAAGUGACGGGGCGGAAGAAAUCGGGACCACUACCAUUUUGACGCAGGACGCCGAUGGAAACGCGCUCGAGCUGACGAGUUGUUUGGCCAAGGACACCCAGCUACUGGCGGCAGGCGGGAGCACGCAUCGAAGGCUGGAGGAGGACGACGGGGAUGUUGCGGACGUGUUGAUUGCGGCUGCGAACGAGAGUUUGGAUCGGAUGGUGAAGUCGAAGCUGGAGUCGCUCUUUUUCAAAACCAACGACAACUACUACUGCACGCUCUGUCCCGCCAGCGACGGUCCGCCGGCGGCCCACAAUGUCAAAACCAUCGGAAUCCACCUGAAAACGGAUCACGACGAAAAGAUCCUGAUCUGCGAGCGCUGCGAUGCGGUCUUCCGGCGACGCACCCAGUACAACGAGCACAUGGACAAGCACGUGGCAUCGGAGCUCGGGUCGGACUUUCGAUGCGACGUCUGUGGGACGGAGUUUGCAAACAUCCGGACGCUGCGGAUGCACCGUAAGACGCACGUGGCCACGCCCAAGGUUUGGUCAUGCCACGUGUGCCAGAAGAAGUACAGCAGUAAAAAUCUGCUAGACGAGCACAGCAACAUGCACUCUGGGAAGCGUCCGUUCAAGUGUCCUGUUUGUCCGAAGGACUUCGCCUCCAAGUACACGCUGUCCGCUCACAUGAAGAUCCACCAGGACCGGGAGCGGGUGUUCAACUGCAAAGAGUGCGGCCGUGGCUUCUACAGCCAACAUAAUCUAAUUCAGCACGAAAAGAUCCACCUCGGAGUGAGGGAUUAUGCGUGCACAGAUUGCAACAAAACGUUCAUGUCGCAGCACAACCUGGACAUUCACAAGAUCGUUCACCUCAACUACAAACCGUUCAUCUGCCGUACGUGUGGGAAGGGUUUUGCGCGGAAGGCGGAAAUUAAGGACCACGAACGGACGCACACCGGCGAGCGUCCGUUUGUCUGUGAUAUCUGCGACGCGAGUUUCUCGCAGCGGUCCAACCUGCAGUCGCACAAGCGAGCAACGCACUUCAACGAUAAGCGGUACAAGUGUGACCUCUGCAACCGGUGCUUCAAGCGGCGCCGUCUGCUCGAUUACCACAUCAAGGCGUGUCACACCGGCGAACGGCCGUACAAGUGCGAAGUUUGCGCGGCGACCUUCGUCUACCCGGAACACUUUAAAAAGCACCAGAAGAUCCACACCGGCUCGAAACCGUUCGCCUGCGAAGUGUGCAGCAAGACGUUCAACAGCCGGGACAACCGGAACGCGCACCGUUUUGUCCACAGCGACAAGAAACCGUACGAGUGCGUGACCUGCGGGGCCGGAUUCAUGCGCAAACCGCAACUGUACUCGCACAUGCAGCAGCGGGGCCACCUGAACGAUACGAUCGUCGUGAACCAGCCGCGCAUUACGAACGACGACUUGCUCGAGUUUGACACGACGACCGAUUCCAUCGGCGAUCCGCUCGAGCUGGACAAGCAGGGAAUCGUCUACGAGGAAGAUCCGGACGAGCUGGAGGGCGCGCGGGAUGAGUACUACAUCGAGGAGGAGGAAAUGGAAGAGGACGAUGGCGAGGAGGAGGAGGACGACGAAGGAGGAGCGAUUCCCGGAACGAGCCAGCUGGUGCUGCCCGGUACGGUGGAGCUGUCCGAGUCGACGGCACUGUUGGCCGCCAGUGAGGGCUUUAUCGACGAAACGGACAUCAUCAGUCAGGAUUUGGACGACGAUGAUGACGAGGAAGGUGGUGCUGGGUCUGGAGGUGGGAUGCAGUUGGUGAAGCUGAAGAUUGCCAACCCCAACGGAAAGGAUGGCAUCGCGUGGGUGAAUUUGGUUUCUCAGUGAGAAACGUGGAAUGUGAAAAAGUGAAUUUCAAAUGUGUUUGGAACAAAUUCCAAAGAAAGCAUUAUAUUUUUAGUAGGAUAAUUAGGCGAAACAAUACAAUAAAAUAGCUUACAUUUCA